AACAGUUAACUGGUCAUUGAUCGAUCAUCAAAUUAAAUGGCAAUGGUUUGAUCGUAUAGACUAAGUUGAUCGUGCACCAAAGCCAUGGGAGAAGCAAACUGCAGGUGGGCAAUGGCGGCUUUGUUGGUGGGACUACUGGCUGCGAGAGCAGAGGAUGAGCCUCCAGUUCAAGUCUACCCUUCCAAUGGCGGCCAGCUCUGCGCAAGUGAGUGCAGCACCUGCCCGCUGGUGUGCUCUUCUCCUCCCUCACCUCCCUCUCUAAUCCCUCCACCACCUUCGUUGCCAUCAUCACCUGAUUUCAAUUACGCAACACCACCAACGCCGCUCCUUCCUCCGCCACCGCCGCCGCCGCCAUCCUCACCUCUGUCUUAUAUCUAUCCUGAAACUCCUUCCAUAUGGUUGCCUCCACCUUCGCCGAAUCAAUCAUCUAUCUAUCCCUACCCUUACUAUUUCUUUUAUUCUAACUCAGGAGCUCCGGCUGCGACUGUGGCAUCAACAGGACUUGGUGUUCUUACAGUGUUCUCCAUUGCUGCAAUUUGUUUCGUCUUUUAAUGUUAGUUUGUUGGUUUAUUUAUGUGCACAAGAGUUCAAAUCCCACAGUAUUAUAUACUUAAUUGGUUAUACAUAAUAUGGCC
Nymphaea colorata (pocket water lily) is the source of this 635-nucleotide messenger RNA. Its product is annotated as leucine-rich repeat extensin-like protein 1. Lineage: Eukaryota; Viridiplantae; Streptophyta; Magnoliopsida; Nymphaeales; Nymphaeaceae. The coding region runs from base 85 to 552 and encodes 155 amino acids. The record is from RefSeq and is a predicted model, not a curated record. The transcript has a single exon.